AUGGCUACCAUCAACAUUCGUCGGGAUGUCACCGAUCCCUUCUACCGCUACAAGAUGGAAAAGAUCCAGUCCAAGAUCGAGGGCAAAGGCAAUGGCAUCAAGACCGUUGUCGUUAACCUGAACUCGGUGGCCCAGUCCCUGAGCCGUCCCCCGGAAUACGUCAUCAAGUAUUUCGGGUUCGAACUCGGUGCUCAGGCCAAUGCCAAGCCGACCGACGAUCGCUGGAUCAUCAACGGUGCCCACGACGCCCAGAAGCUGCAAGACUACCUUGAUGGAUUCAUUGCCAAGUUUGUUCUCUGCAAGAAAUGCAAGAAUCCCGAAACCGAUGUCGUCAUCAAGGACAAUCGCAUCCUCCUGGAUUGCAAGGCUUGUGGCCAGCGUUCCGAGGUCGAUCCUCGCCUCAAGCUCAGCACCUUCAUCUUGAGGCAGACAUCCGCCAAGGGAGGCAAGAAGGACAAGUCCAGCAAGAAGAGCCGUCGCGAGAAGAACAAGGAGAAGAGCGAGGAGAAUGGAGACAAGAACGGCAGCCCGGGAGACAGCAACGUUUCCGACAAUGGCGAAGGUGACAAUGGUGAAGUUGAAGUGGAUGCCCACAGUGAUGAUGAACUCACCCGCCGCAUUAAUGCCGAUGCCAAGGGCAUCAGCACUCAGGACGAUGAUGUCGAAGAGGAGAAAUGGGCCGUCGACACCUCGGAGGAGGCUGUCAAAGCUCGUGCCAAGGAACUUCCCAACGACCUCAAGCGGUCCCUCGUCUUCGAUGAUGGUGACGAGGAUGGCGAGGGUGAGAGCGGUCCCAGCCUCUACGACCAGCUGGGAAGCUGGAUCAUCAGCACAGCCGCGGAAACCGAGGGUGGUGUUGCCAAUGUCCGCGACGUCGACAUCUACAUGAAAGCCAAGGAACUCGGUAUCGAGAACAAGCACAAGACCUUGACUGUGCUGGCCCAGACCAUCUUCGAUGAGAAGAUCGUCAAGCAGAUCCCUAGCCGUGCUGCCAUGCUGAAGAAGAUGAUUACUUCGGAGCGCCAUGAGAAAGCUUUCCUCGGUGGUACCGAGCGUUUCGUCGGCAAGGACCAUCCCGAGCUCAUUCCUCAGGUUCCAGCUAUCCUUCUUGGGUACUACCAGCAUGAUCUGGUGUCCGAAGAGGUGCUCAAGAAUUGGGGUACCAAGGCCAGCAAGAAGUACGUCGACCUCGCCACUAGCAAGACGGUUCGCAAGGCCGCCGAGAAGUUCCUCGAGUGGCUCGAGAACGCCGAGAGUGACAGCGAGGAGGAAGAAGAAGAGUAG
Molecule: messenger RNA, 1284 nt
Organism: Rasamsonia emersonii CBS 393.64
Lineage: Eukaryota; Fungi; Ascomycota; Eurotiomycetes; Eurotiales; Trichocomaceae
Product: eukaryotic translation initiation factor 5
Exons: 1
Coding region: 1-1284 (427 amino acids)
Biological process (GO): translational initiation; formation of cytoplasmic translation initiation complex; formation of translation preinitiation complex
Cellular component (GO): cytosol
Molecular function (GO): eukaryotic initiation factor eIF2 binding; GDP-dissociation inhibitor activity; translation initiation factor activity
Source: RefSeq, a predicted model, not a curated record